Molecule: messenger RNA, 2821 nt
Organism: Eleginops maclovinus (Patagonian blennie)
Lineage: Eukaryota; Metazoa; Chordata; Actinopteri; Perciformes; Eleginopidae
Product: leucine-rich repeat-containing protein 14
Exons: 3
Coding region: 569-2173 (534 amino acids)
Cellular component (GO): cytoplasm
Source: RefSeq, a predicted model, not a curated record
UAUCACAUGAAGUUAUAAAGUCUUUUCUGGGAAUGUUUACAAGACGAGAGUCACGUUUCCGCCAUGAAGUUAAUAUUAGCUAGCUAGUUAGCCAGGAAGGGUGCCGACGGUUGAAGCAGGUUUUCAUGAAUGAGCGUAGUGGCCAAACGGUGGUACUACAACAUUUAUGACGUCAUUGUGGGCCAACAUUUUUUUUUAAAUUGACGUACAUUUGGAAAAAACACUUCCGAAAGUAUUUCAAUAAAUCUAUACUGCAGAUAAGAACCCGUUACCUUUUCUUUCACUCAUCUGGUGUGCCUUUUUCCCUCCUAAUGCAUUUAGCUGGAGAUCGGAGUUGGGGGCUUAACGGAAAAGUCUACUGCGCAUGCUCCGUGGGCCCAAAUGUGGUACUUCCUGAAUCUACAGUCACUUCAUCUGUGCUUCACUGAGCAACUCUCAUAGGAACAAACAGAGCUCCUCCUCCAACACUGUUUCCAGUUCUCUUUAUACUCCAUGGCUCUCUGACGGAAACAGCACUAGUGUUCCACUAAGCUCUCCUGUAUAACAGCUCACCUGUCUCUGUGCAGAAAUGGUUCUCUCUCUGCUGAGUCUUUGUGCCUCGGAGGUGGUGCGGGACCACAGCUCGUCCCCAUGCUGGCUGAGUUUCGUCCCCAUGGAGCUGUUCAGACCCCUGCUGGAGGCCUCUCUCUCCGGCUGCAGACCUCUGGCUGUCGGGGAGUUGGUGCAGCGGUGGCCUGAACGCACCCUGCGGGUCCGGAGGAAACCAGCCCCGAACAGACUCUGUAUCCAGGCUCUGCUGCUGGCGGUGGUGAGGGGACUGCUGGACCCCAGGUGUGCCCUGCAGAUGCUGGAUCUGUGUGGGCUGCAGGGAAACGAGGGGGGGACAGGGGACCCGAUGGGAGGCUGGUCCCUCACUGUGGCCCUCUGCACCAUGGUGGUCCAGGCCAGGAGUGGAGCCCAGAGAGCACAGAGGGAGAGGAAGAGGUGCUCAGAUCUGGAGAGGGAACAGGACGUGAAGAGGGAGAGGGCGGGAAACCACACAGGGGAUGAAGAAGUGGCGGGAAGUGACACAUGUGGUGAAGAGGAGCUGAUUCCCGGUGUGAGGAGGAGGAUGGAGGUGGAGAGGAAGAGGGAACCUACAAGCACAGGAUCAGGAAGUAAACAGGAAGUGAAAGACAGUGAAGUGUUGGUGCAUGUGAGGGCAGAUCUGUUUGUGAAUGCCAGAUCCUGGGAGCGAGUGCGCGGGGCUCUGACCACAUCCGGACCCCUGAAUCUGCAGUGCAGGUACCUGCGAGUGGAGGAGAUCUCCGUGUCCAGUAUCAAGACUCUGCUGGGUUUGCUCCCUCAGCAGGGGCUUCUGGGACUUGAUGUCCGCUACAGUAACAUUGGGGUGGCUGGUCUGGCGGAGCUUCUGCCUCUGCUGUCCAGCUUCCCUGCUCUGAGCUCUCUACGUCUGCAUUACUGCAACCUGGAUUUACGUAGAGAGCAGCCCGACCAGGGGGAGGCUUUAAAGGAAUUAUCUGAGGGUCUCAAACAGCUGCAGGAACUCAGGCGCCUCAGCCUCACCGCUCUUCGUCUGCCGGGACAACUCAGAGUGCUGCUCAGCUCCCUGCCUCAGCCUCUGGAGAUCCUGGAGCUGCCGUACCUGAGCCUGAGUCCUGCAGACCUGUCCUACUUGUCCUGCAGCCACCACACCCCCACGCUACAGCAGCUGGACCUCAGUGAGAACCGUCUGGAUGAAGACACUCUGAGCUCUAUCCGCCGCCUCCUCUCUCAGGCCUCCGGCAGCCUGCUGCACCUGUCUCUGAGUGGAUGUGGACUCACUGAUAACCUGCUGGGGCUCCUGCUGCCUUCGUUAGGCUGCUGCCGGGCCCUCAGGAGCCUAGCGUUGGCCCUGAACCCGCUCUCCAUCGCCGGGCUCAUGCAGCUGGUGAGGACGGCGGUGAGGAUGCCUUCUCUGCGGCAGCUUCUGUACCCGAACCCUCUGGAGGAUUACCAGCCGGGGCUGCCGGAGCUGCCCUCCAGCGCCCAGCUGUUAGACUGGCCCCUGGACGACGCUGCAGAUAUCAACUUCACCAGCAGCCAGAUCAACAGAGCGCUGAAGGAGAGCGGGAGGUCGGACCUGCUGCUGACCUGCGACCUGCUGAACUACGAUAAAGACUUGGUGGAUUAAAGUACAGGAACAAAGAACACCUGACGAUCUAACGAUCACCGGGAGAACUUUUGAUCUUUUCUUUAUCAAGUGAUGAAGACUUCUAUUGGACUCCUUUGUUUACUUCCUGAACCAAGUGACAUUACUACCGAACAAUCGCGCUCCUAUUGGCUAGCACUCCAACACAUUGUAUGCUAAGGGGCGGGACAUCUGAGUGGUUGACCAAUCACAACAGAAUGCAGGACUUAUGACAGAGUAUUUUGACAAUUUAGUGAGUAUAAAAUCUGAGUGUCUCUCCUCCCUCUGAACAGGACGCAUGGAGGUGAGGUGCUUUAAUGAAAUGGUGCUCUACUACUCUAAUAAUUCUCCUUGUUGUAUACAUGAAAUUGUCAGACACGCUAUCAUCAGGAUGACAUUUUUUACCCUCUUGUUAUGACAAGUUAUGUGCCUUAACAGCUGUUUCUAUAAGGCAUUAACUCAUCAGUGUGUACACACACAUCAACACCCUGUUUAAUGUGUGUUUCAUAUGAAUUGAAUGUGUCUGCAUUUAGGAUUGUUUCGGAGUGAUUCUUUUUGAGCUGUUUUUCCAUUUUUGUCUUUUCUUGAACGUCUCCUUUAUCCUACAGGAAAGCAUUAUACUGUUCCAAAAUAAAUCAGUCUUAAAGCUGA